UCCUGUCCUCCCGCGGGUCCGAGGGCGCCGGAAACCCAGCGGCGGCGAAGCGGAGAGGAUUCCCGCGCGUCCCGGCUCGCACGGCUCUGGGUCCGGGGUCUGCGCUGGAGCCGCACGGGGAGAGGCCUUCUCUGCGCCCGCCGCGCCCGCUCCGACCGUCCGAGUCCGCGGCCAGCCGGGCCACCAGCCAUGGGCUCCCGCCCGCUCUCGCCGCCCCGGGCGCCGUCGCCGCGGCUGCCGCUGCUGUCUCUGCUGCUGCUUCUUCCAGUGGCCAGGGCCUCGGAGGCUGAGCACCGUCUCUUUGAGCGGCUGUUUGAAGAUGACAGUGAGAUCAUCCGGCCUGUGGCCAACGUGUCUGACCCGGUCAUCAUCCAUUUCGAGGUGUCCAUGUCUCAGCUGGUGAAGGUGGAUGAAGUAAACCAGAUCAUGGAGACCAACCUGUGGCUCAAGCAAAUCUGGAAUGACUACAAGCUGCAGUGGAACCCCUCGGACUAUGGGCGGGCAGAGUUCAUGUGUGUUCCUGCCCAGAAGAUCUGGAAGCCCGACAUUGUGCUGUAUAACAAUGCCAUUGGGGAUUUCCAGGUGGACGACAAGACCAAAGACUUACUCAAGUACACUGGGGAGGUGACGUGGAUACCUCCAGCCAUCUUCAAGAGCUCAUGCAAAAUUGACAUGAUCUACUUCCCGUUUGAUUACCAAAACUGCACCGUGAAGUUUGGUUCCUGGUCCUGCGACAAGGCAAAAAUCGAUCUGGUCCUGAUCAGCUCCUCCAUGAACCUCAAGGACUACUGGGAGAGUGGCGAGUGGGCCAUCAUCAAAGCCCCGGGCUACAAGCACGACGUCAAGUACAACUGCUGCAAGGAGAUCUACCCCGACAUCACGUACUCGCUGAACAUCCGGCGGCUGCCACUGUUCUACACCAUCGACCUCACCAUCCCCUGCCUGCUCAUCUUCCUUACGGUGCCCCUCUUCUACCUGCCCUCCAACUGCAGCGAGAAGGUGACCCUGUGCAUUUCCAUCCUCCUCUCCCUGACGGUAUUUCUCCUGGUCAUCACUGGGACCAUUCUCUCCACCUCGCUAGUCAUCCCCCUGAUUGGAGAGUACCUCCUGUUCACCAUGAUCUUCGUCACCUUGUCCAUCGUCAUCACCAUCUUUGUGCUCAGUGUGCUCUACAGAACCCUGACGACACACACGAUGCCCUCCUGGGUGAAGACCGUGUUCUUGAGGCUGCUCCCCAGGGUCAUGUUUAUGACCAGGCUGAGCAGCAACAAGGGCAGUGCUCAGAAGCUGAUGCCCCUCUAUGGCGCCGAGCUCUCAAAUCUGAAUUGCUUCAGCCAUGCAGAGGGCAAAGGCUGCAAGGACGGCUGCCCCUGCCAGGACGGGAUGUGCAGCUACUGCCGCCACCGCAGGAUGAAAAUCUCCAAUUUCAGUGCCAACCCGAGAAGCUCCAGUUCUGAAUUGGUGGAUGCUGUGCUGUCGCUCUCUGCUUUGUCACCAGAAAUCAAAGAAGCCAUCCAAAGUGUCAAGUAUAUUGCUGAAAAUAUGAAGGCACAAAACGAAGCCAAAAAGGUAAGGAUGUGGCUAUCAUUACACUGGCCAUUCAUUCAUCAUUCAGCAGACAUUCAUGGGUUCUUCGUGGGGCAAGGCUUAGGGUAGCGGUUAAGAAAUUAGACUCCAGGGUCAGUGGCCUGUGGUAAGACCAGUUAGAUGUCCUUGGGUAAGUUUCCUUGACUCUCUGAGCCUGUUUUCUCAUCUGUAAAAUGGGACGAUAAAGCUUAUAGUAUGUGGCACCCUGAAGCGGGCUGCACCAUGAAAACACCUGAUGCCAGGAGAGCAGAUUAGAGGCUGGUAAAGGGCAUGGGGCCAGAUGACCUCCAGUGAUUAUUGGUUAACUGAGGUUAGAGUUUUAUUUUUACUUUAUUUUUAUUUAUUUAUUUA
This is a messenger RNA of Cebus imitator (Panamanian white-faced capuchin), 1938 nucleotides long. RefSeq names its product neuronal acetylcholine receptor subunit alpha-3-like. Gene Ontology annotation, biological process: regulation of membrane potential; chemical synaptic transmission; nervous system process. Lineage: Eukaryota; Metazoa; Chordata; Mammalia; Primates; Cebidae. Gene Ontology annotation, cellular component: synapse; postsynaptic membrane; neuron projection. Gene Ontology annotation, molecular function: transmembrane signaling receptor activity; acetylcholine-gated monoatomic cation-selective channel activity. The record is from RefSeq and is a predicted model, not a curated record.